AUGACAACUCAAGGGUCGGUUCUCUUUGUCGAUGCCUACGACUCAUUCGCCGAGAACAUAGCUGCUCUUCUUCAUGAGCAGCUCCAGGCUCAUGUUACUCUGGUGAGGAUCGACUGUGAUAUUCCAACUCAGUACAACCAGUCUCCACGGGAAUUCUUCGCCAGUUUCGAUGCCAUAGUCCUCGGUCCUGGUCCUGGAAACCCGUACAAUGAAUCUGAUGUUGGCCUGUACAGGAGAGUUUGGGCCUGUGCUUCAGAGUACAACAUUCCGGUGUUGGGGAUCUGCCUAGGUUUUCAAAGUCUAUGCGUGCAGAAUGGAGUCCCUGUCGUGCGUCGAGAUUUGCCGUGUCAUGGUCAUGCUAAGGAGAUAUGCCACACUGACAGCGACGUAUUCUGUCAGUCGGGGAGCAUCAUUGCCACGAAUUAUAACAGCCUGGGCGUUCGAGUGAGCGAUCUCAAGCGGGACCGGACACCAAGUCGUCCGAGUUCAUCUGCCUCCAGCGAGAGCAUAUCAUCUCUCCGAAGUCUGCCGUCUACUGGAUCAGGCCCUUCUGAACCUGCGAGUGAACCAUCACGAUACCAGUCCCGCAACAAUCUCGAAGUUCUGGCCUGGGAUAAAGAUGAUUGGGUUAUGGCAGUCAGGCACAAGUUCCUGCCAUUCCACGGCUUCCAAUUCCACCCCGAAUCAUGCAAAUCUAGUCUCACUUGCCACACGAUCAUCAAACAGUGGUGGGAUGCUACGAGAAAACACAACGCAGCCUAUCGAGAUUUUGUCUCUGUGACCCGGGCGGCUCCCCCCAAACUCGCGACAGUGGACCGUAGAGAGAGUGCGGUAUUGAUUAGAGAGUUGAAUUCUCUUUCAAAGUCGUGCGAUGGCACCGCCGCCCAGAGAGCUCGACAUCUACCGCUCGGGAAUCGGGCCAUUGCAAGUCUGUGCCACCAGAGAUCUCUGCCCAACGCUACUGUGAUGCUGGAGUCGACAAAAAGGGGUCGGUAUAGCAUAUACGCUUUCCCUGACGAAUGCAGUUUUCACUUGCAAUAUAACGGAGGUUGCGCUACACUCAAAAAAGGGUCUGGCCCUCCUGCUAAUUUCACACUCGAUCGUGAACAAGUGGUGGAUUGUCUGGAAUCUUUCCUGUCUAGCAAAUCCUUUCAACAUGGUGGCACGUCUGAAGUCCCAUUCAAAGGCGGUUUCAUGGGUUUUCUAUCCUACGAAUUCGGAACGGCGUCAUUGCAUCUUGAUGUGCCAGAGCAUACCCGACCACCAGUUUCGACGCCGGAAAUCAGCCUCCUUUGGGUGGAGCGCAGUAUUGUCUUCGAUCAUUACACCGGAAUGGCUUACGUACAGUCGAUAAGGGCUAAUGACGACUCUUGGGUCGAUGGAAUGGUCAAUGAGCUGAGCACCACACCUGUGUCCGAUGCCACAGUGGUUUGGGACCCAUCGAAAAAUGGCACAUUGCGCCAAGUGUUGUCUUCGACACAUUUUACCCUCCCCGACCAUGAUACAUAUAUUUCGCGGAUCCGCGCAUGUCAGUCUGAGCUUCUCGCAGGCAACUCCUACGAACUAUGUCUCACCACUGAAGCUACUGUCACGACGCCUGCUCACCCGGACGCUUCUUGGCUGCUCUACAACAACAUUCAACAAUAUAACCCUGUUCCCUUCGCCUCUUUCAUCCGCCUCAACAACACCACAAUUCUCUCCUCUUCACCGGAACAAUUUCUCUCCUGGUCUGCCAAAGAUGGCGCUAUCGACAUGAUUCCCAUGAAAGGAACUGUCAAGAAGACUCCAGAAAUGACCCGCUCCAAAGCCGUCGCAAUCUUGUCCUCGGCCAAGGAGAGUGCCGAGAAUUUGAUGAUUGCGGACCUCAUCCGCCAUGAUCUAUACAGCACCGUGGGCCGCGACGCGAAAGUUGAGGUCGUUAAAUUAUGCGACGUCGUCGAGUCCGAAACGGUCUUUUCGCUGGUCUCGCAUAUUCGUGCUCACGUUCCGGUAUCUGCUGAGACCGAUCGGACGUCCGAUGAACAUGCAAAGGAGAUGACAAGAUACGGUGUGAGAGCAUUGACACGCACGCUUCCUCCCGGAAGCAUGACGGGUGCCCCGAAGAAGCGGUCUUGCGAGAUUCUCCAUGGCUUGGAGCAGCGAGAGCGUGGCGUGUAUUCGGGAGCCAUCGGGUAUAUGGACGUCGGCGGCAAUGGCGCUUGGUCGGUGUGUAUACGCACAGCCUUCUCGAAUGACGACGAGAAGGAAAAGGACGACACUGCUGGCGAGGACCUGCAGAAGUGGCGAAUCGGCGCUGGGGGAGCGAUUACCGUGCUCAGCGAUGAGGAGCAGGAAUGGGAAGAAAUGAUGACCAAAUUGGAUAGUGUUCUCCGAGGGUUUCACGUGGGUUGA
Messenger RNA from Fonsecaea erecta, 2391 nucleotides. RefSeq names its product aminodeoxychorismate synthase. Bases 1 to 2391 code for a protein of 796 amino acids. The transcript has a single exon. NCBI's taxonomy places the organism in Eukaryota, Fungi, Ascomycota, Eurotiomycetes, Chaetothyriales, Herpotrichiellaceae. The record is from RefSeq and is a predicted model, not a curated record. Gene Ontology annotation, biological process: L-tryptophan biosynthetic process.